This is a messenger RNA of Blastomyces dermatitidis ER-3, 3786 nucleotides long. RefSeq names its product AGC/AKT protein kinase. Bases 719 to 2662 code for a protein of 647 amino acids. Gene Ontology annotation, molecular function: ATP binding; protein serine/threonine kinase activity. The transcript is spliced from 6 exons. Gene Ontology annotation, biological process: protein phosphorylation. Lineage: Eukaryota; Fungi; Ascomycota; Eurotiomycetes; Onygenales; Ajellomycetaceae. The record is from RefSeq and is a predicted model, not a curated record.
GACGAAAUGGUGUCCGUCCAACUUCCCAAACCCAACACACCCAACACCAGACAAUUAUUUAAUAUUUAUUUACUAUUACGCUGCGUAAGUAAGCUUGUGGAGGGUCGGUCGUUUAAUUAGACAUCGAGUCAACCCAUCAACGUUUUCUCGGGAAGAAGGCGGAGCAGUGUUUCACUUCCAAGACCCAGAUCUCCAGGACUGGACUUGAGACCCCCGACCCCGUUAAUCAGCCGCCGCUGCUUACUGUACUUGUACUCCGUACUGUACGUACUGUCCUGUGUACUUGGCGGCUUUCCCCCCUCUGCUUUUCUUGCUGCGAAACAACCAACAACAACACCAACCCCCUCCGCUCUAUACAAGUCCAGCAGCAGUCAUUUUACCCGGUAGCUCCAUACUCCCGGGGAGCACUCUGCUUCACUUUCCAUCCUCUCCCUCUGUUAUCAGUCGGGCCGUCUAAUUCUGUCCCGUCCUUCUCUAGACAUUGUGCCGUCCAAGGCUCAUUACCUCAUUUAGACCCCUAGAUCCAAAAUACCGCGUCCCCUUAGUCUACAAAUAUAUACACCCUUUGACCUCUCCUCUCUCCUAACUUCCCCCUAUUUAUCCCUUACAGGCGAUAGAACUCUCUUCGCACUGAUAACCGCUCACCUUGCUAGCCCUUGGAAUUCUCCUGUCCUUCAUCGCACUUCGUCUUCGCCUUGACUCCCCAAGGUUCAUCAUCAUGGCGUGGAAACUUACAAAGAAGCUUAAGGAGACACAUCUUGCCCCGUUAGCCGAUUCUUUUGGCAGGUCAUCGUCGACGUCUACCAUUAAGCCCGAUGCUGCUACCACGGAAGAAAAUGGCAGUGCAUCUCCAAGUCCCGCCGCCCUUUCUCCAAACUCAAACGGCAUUGCUGCUUCAGAGGCUCUAGUGUCACCUCCCGUUGCUCCAGCUAAGCCCGGUAUUCUCAUCAUUACGUUACACGAGGGGAAGGGCUUCUCACUCUCGCCUCACUACCAGCAGGUGUUCAAUGCACAUUUCCAAAACUCGAUCUCAGGCAACAGUAGCUUCGCUGGACCACCCUCCAUCAGACCCAACUCAUCCUCAUCUCAUUCCACCCAGGGAACAGUUACUAGUUCCUAUGCGCAGUCCAACCGACCUCAGUCGACGAGCGGCGGGAUCAAUGCUGCACCUACAAUCCAUGGUCGAUAUUCCGCCAAAUACCUUCCCUAUGCUCUUCUGGAUUUUGACAAGCAGCAGGUUUUCGUUGAUGCUGUAUCAGGUACUCCGGAGAAUCCUCUUUGGGCAGGCGAUAACACCUCUUUCAAGUUCGAUGUCUCUCGUGUGACUGAUCUCAACAUUCAACUCUAUCUGCGAAACCCUGCUGCCAGACCAGGUGCUGGCAGAAGUGAGGAUAUUUUUUUGGGUGCCUGCAGAAUUAACCCGAGAUUUGAAGAAGCCCGUCCUUUCGUGGAGGAUCCCAAGUUGAGUAAGAAAGACCGCGAAAAGGCAGCCGCAGCCCAUGCAGAACAGGAGCGUCAAAUGGGACAGUCUGGCACGGAAUGGACAAACUUGCAAUUCGGUACAGGAGCCAUCAAAAUUGGUGUGUCGUUUGUUGAAAACCGUCAGAAGAGUCUCAAAAUGGAAGAUUUUGAACUUUUGAAAGUCGUCGGUAGAGGCAGUUUUGGAAGGGUCAUACAAGUUAUGAAACGUGAUACUGGCCGUAUCUAUGCAAUGAAAACUCUUCGCAAAGCCCAUAUCAUUUCUCGAUCCGAAGUGGCGCAUACACUGGCUGAGAGAUCAGUGCUUUCCCAAAUUAACAAUCCUUUCAUCGUUCCUCUCAAAUUCUCAUUCCAAUCCCCAGAGAAGCUAUAUCUUGUUUUGGCCUUCGUAAACGGUGGUGAAUUGUUCCACCACCUCCAAAAGGAGCAGCGUUUCGAUAUCAACAGGGCCCGCUUUUACACAGCAGAAUUGAUCUGUGCGCUGGAGUGCCUACACGGGUUUAAAGUCAUCUAUCGUGACCUUAAGCCAGAAAAUAUUCUGUUGGAUUAUACUGGCCACAUUGCCCUGUGCGACUUUGGAUUGUGUAAGCUUGAUAUGGAAGAUGAAGACCGGACGAAUACAUUCUGUGGCACACCCGAAUAUCUCGCCCCUGAGCUCCUGCUUGCCGAGGGAUACACAAAGGCUGUGGAUUGGUGGACACUCGGAGUUCUCCUGUACGAGAUGUUAACGGGACUUCCACCAUUUUACGAUGAGAACACGAAUGAGAUGUACCGGAAGAUCCUCCAAGAGCCACUUACUUUCCCAAGCCAGGAUAUUGUUCCGGGUGCGGCGAGGGACCUUCUUACUAGACUACUCGAGCGUGAUCCGAACCGUCGUCUUGGAGCAAACGGUGCCGCUGAAAUCAAAGCACAUCACUUCUUCUCCAACAUUGAUUGGCGCAAGUUGCUUCAGAGAAAAUAUGAGCCGAGCUUCCGCCCUGAUGUGGUUGAUGCCCGUGACACCAAGAAUUUCGAUCGCGAAUUCACGUCCGAAGCUCCUGUAGACUCGUACGUCGAGGGUCCUGUUCUAUCUCAAACCAUGCAACGACAGUUCGAAGGCUGGUCCUACAAUCGCCCCGUUGCUGGCCUCGGCGAUGCUGGAGGGAGCGUGAAGGACCCAUCUUUCGGAAGUAUCCCUGAAUAAUCGUUCCCCUGUUUUCAACUCCGAUGUUGACCUGAUGGAAGAACAAGAGAUCUUCAACUAUCUGUUUUCUUUAACCUCCGUCUUCUCGCCCCGUGUUCUUUUGACUCUGGAAGUUCAAACACAGUUUAACGAAUCUCUUAUGAUUUUGCUUUGACUGGAUUGUUUUCACUCGUUAUCCUGUUUCUUACUACUCGCCCCCUGUUCAUGUCUGUUUUACUUCAAUUUUUCCUUUGCAGUGUUCAUUCGCCCAACUAUUUUCCAUUUCUGUUCUUAUUUCUUUUUUUCAUUUUCAUUUUUUUCUUCUACUUUCUUGAUUGUCCCCUCAUUGCGCGGAAAGUACCUAUCAGUUUCCUCUUGUUUUACUUUCAAUUUCACUUUUCAUACUUCGUUAUUUCGUUUCAUUUCAAAUCCGAAUAUCUAGAUUUCUAGAUCUCCCUUCCUUUUCAUAACCCUGAUAUCUCUCACUCCUCCGUGUGUUUGCCGCAAUAUACAUACAAGUGGCAGACACCUCCAUUCACGUUUUAUCUCUCUCUCUUUUUUACUUUUUUGUCCCAAGAUUUUUUUUUUUCAAGUUUUUUUGAUUUAUCCUGCAACACACAAGGCGGUCGAGCGAGUUGUGUUCACACAUCUAUUUGUUUGAGAUCUCUUUUGUUGUCUAUUUGCUUUUUCUUUUCUUCUUUUCUUUCUAGUAGGUGUGUUAGACACAAUAUACCACAAUUAAACCAGAAAACUUAAGUCAAAUUGACUUAUAUAUUCUGUGAAUAUAUUUUCAAUGUCAGAUAGAUACCAUUUUCUGCGUCUGUCUGUCUUUUCUUUUUUUUUCCUUUUUUUUUUUUUUCAUUCCCUCUUCUCCUGGUUUUAUCUGGUCUGGUCUGUCUCCAUACUAUCUUUUUUCCUUUCACCAACUUAUUUUCCUUUCUCGUUAGCGAAAAGGAAUGUUAAAUAAAAUAUAAAAUAAAGAGUCAGACGUCAAGUUCCAACAUAUGUAUGUAUAUCUCAAGACAUAGAUCACCCACUUUACUUAGUCUCAGAGAAGGUGUAGAAGAAAGCCCCCAACCGCCUCAUGGCCACGUCACUCCCUGGCAUAUACAAUGUUAACGUGUCCAUCGCAAUAGGGCGUUCAC